CCGGUUCCGGCCCGCUCCCCUUUGUGCUGGAGAAGAUGGCGGCGCGGGCGGGAUUCCAGUCGGUUACUCCCAGCGGUGGCGGUGGUGGAGCCGCUGCUGGGGCCGGUGCGCUGGGGCCGGGCACACCGGGUGGGCCGGUGCGCAUGGGACCGGCUCCGGGACAGGGCUUGUACCGCUCGCCGUUGCCGGGAGCCGCCUACCCGCGUCCCGGAAUGUUACCGGGCAGCCGGCUGGCACCUCAGGGUCCCUCCAUGGGGCCCCCCGGUUACGGCGGGAGCCCGGCGGUGCGGCCCGGGAUGGCGCAGGCCAGCCUGGACCAGGCGCGCAAGAGACCGGCGCCGCAGCAGCUCCAGCAGGUGCAACCGCAGGCCGUGCCCAACCGCAACCACAACGCUAAAAAGAAGAAGAUGGCUGACAAAAUUCUACCUCAGAGGAUUCGUGAACUUGUACCCGAGUCUCAGGCCUAUAUGGACUUGCUGGCCUUUGAAAGGAAAUUGGACCAGACGAUCAUGAGGAAACGCUUGGAUAUCCAAGAGGCUUUGAAGCGACCAAUUAAGCAAAAACGAAAGCUACGUAUUUUUAUCUCCAAUACCUUCAAUCCAGCCAAGUCAGAUGCAGAGGAUGGUGAAGGAACAGUUGCCUCCUGGGAGCUUCGGGUGGAAGGACGGCUGCUGGAAGAUUCUGCUUUGUCCAAAUAUGACGCCACCAAGCAGAAAAGAAAGUUCUCAUCCUUCUUUAAAUCUCUGGUCAUUGAACUCGAUAAAGACCUGUAUGGCCCUGACAAUCACCUAGUAGAGUGGCACAGGACUGCUACAACUCAGGAGACAGAUGGCUUCCAGGUGAAGAGGCCAGGAGAUGUAAACGUGCGCUGCACUGUCCUUCUGAUGCUGGAUUACCAGCCUCCCCAGUUCAAAUUGGAUCCCCGCUUGGCUCGUCUCUUGGGGAUUCACACUCAGACCCGUCCAGUGAUCAUCCAGGCAUUGUGGCAAUAUAUCAAGACUCACAAGCUCCAGGACCCCCAUGAGCGGGAGUAUGUCAUCUGUGACAAAUACCUCCAGCAGAUAUUUGAAUCUCAGCGGAUGAAGUUCUCUGAAAUCCCACAAAGACUUCAUGCAUUGCUUAUGCCCCCAGAACCGAUCAUCAUUAAUCAUGUGAUCAGUGUUGACCCAAAUGACCAGAAGAAAACAGCUUGCUAUGACAUUGAUGUGGAGGUGGAUGAUACCUUGAAAACUCAGAUGAAUUCCUUUCUGCUGUCCACAGCCAGUCAACAGGAAAUUGCUGCUCUGGAUAACAAGAUUCAUGAAACAAUAGAGACAAUUAACCAGCUGAAGACCCAGCGCGAGUUCAUGCUGAGCUUUGCCCGAGAUCCUCAGGGCUUCAUCAACGAUUGGCUACAGUCCCAGUGCCGGGAUUUAAAGACAAUGACUGACGUUGUUGGGAAUCCUGAAGAGGAGCGUAGAGCUGAGUUCUACUUCCAGCCGUGGGCUCAGGAAGCCGUGUGCAGAUACUUCUACUCAAAGGUGCAGCAAAGACGGCAGGAAUUGGAGCAGGCCCUGGGAAUCCGUAACACAUAGGCUGCUCCGCUCCUCCCCAACCAGAAGGCAUCACAGCUAUUUGUGGAGACAGAGAGCUGCAGAGUACACUGUUAAGGCUCACAUAAUCCCACUCCGGCAGCGAGGCCCGCAUCAUUAUUCAUCCUGGCAUUGUCCCUGUUGGGACAACUCCAGGACACCUGGGGUCUUCUGGGGUGUGGCAAGCAAGACAGGCUCCAAUGAGCACACAUUUCUACCUGGUUUUCUUCCUGACUGUUGCCUUGUCAGUCCCAAGGCUUCCGAGAGCCUCCCCUUGACUCCACACUGCCUGUAGUGUCCCCAGUAGCCAGUACGACUGCUGACUUGGAGCCUUUCUCAAGUUCAGAAACCGCAGCCCAUUCCUCGCCAACUAGCAUCUAGUUGUGGCACACGUGAGACCUGGGUCUGGGAAGCCUGGAUCUGCUGUAAGCGUGGGGUUCCGUGGCUAGUGUCUUCCCUGCCUUGUUUUAUAGCAAGGUGCCAGGACGUGUAUUGGGCAGGAUGCCGUGAGCUGACAUACCUCCCUGCCCUUACUCCCUCGCUCGGAGGGUGCUGCUGCACUGGGCUGCCUCAUAGGUCACUUUCCUCCUUGAGGAAGUUACUGAACUGUCUAGAGAAUUGCUUCUUCCCUUGUCCCUUUUUCCCUGCCCUGUUCCCUUCAUGUUCUUUGACAGACUGUCCUAGGCUGGGAUCACAGGGGAGAUGAGGCAUUGGCUUACUGCAGGGAUGUGGAAGCAUUGGAGUGGUGGGACUUCUCUGCACUUCAAAAGACCUACACUUGCGGUUCCAGCAAGCCAUCUGGCUGUUUUCCCUGCAGCAGGGAGAGGGGAUGCAGCAAAUGCCUGGUGGAAUUGUGCAGGGGCGCAGCGUUGUAGGCUCAUUCCUUUGGGACAGUUAUCCUGUGUCAGUUACUAUGGGGACCAGAGGCUCCUUCGUGUCGACCUGAGGACGUAACAGGACAGUCCUUGGGAGCGGACAUAGCUCUGAGCAUAUACAAGUUAGCAGGUGUUUCCAUGCUGAAGCUCCUGUGGUUUUUAGUCAAGUUUUAGGUUCUGGGGCUGCUAUAAGGCCCAGCAUGGUUCAGGAAUGUACAAGUAGAUUUUUCUCUACUAUGGGGAGUAGCAGCCCAGAUGCCUCUUCAUGGAAGGAAUUACUAGUGAACUAGUGGCCAGGUGUAAGAGAAUGGCUUCUCUUAACCUGGAUCUCAGUAUUUCUGCUUGGGACUGUAAUGCAAAUGGACUUGAAAGUUGGUCAUAUUCUCUUGGAAUAGCUGCAAAGUCAUGUUAUAGAUGAACACCUCUCAUCCCCGCACCUGGCUUUGGUGUGGUUGGGAAGGUUGCUAUGAAUUCGGGAGCCUGGGUGGCCCUACUCCUUGUGUCUGUGUUACUACAUGUCUGUGAGUAAUAGACUCUCGACUUCCCUCCUCCUUGCCCCCUUAUGAAAUGGCUCCUCUGUGGUACUGGGGUGAAGGUCUUUGUGCUGAUGAAGCAGCCCACUGACUCCUCAGGGUAAUCACACAUGAAGGAUGCUGAGUACUGCGUAGGCAAACAUAGCUGUUGCAGAAUAACUGCUUUUCUUAACUGAAUAUUACGGUUUUUUCCAUGGACCAAAUUUUUUUUUUUUGUACUGUAUCCUUGUAGACGUCACCCAGUUUUAAUAAAAGCCUCCUGCGAAGGAA
Harpia harpyja (harpy eagle) is the source of this 3249-nucleotide messenger RNA. It is a transcript of the gene SMARCD1, whose product is annotated as SWI/SNF related, matrix associated, actin dependent regulator of chromatin, subfamily d, member 1. The coding region runs from base 36 to 1574 and encodes 512 amino acids. The record is from RefSeq and is a predicted model, not a curated record. Gene Ontology annotation, biological process: regulation of transcription by RNA polymerase II. Lineage: Eukaryota; Metazoa; Chordata; Aves; Accipitriformes; Accipitridae. The transcript has 13 exons. Gene Ontology annotation, cellular component: SWI/SNF complex; nucleus.